Stylophora pistillata is the source of this 7537-nucleotide messenger RNA. RefSeq lists its product as uncharacterized. Gene Ontology annotation, cellular component: plasma membrane; signaling receptor complex. The record is from RefSeq and is a predicted model, not a curated record. NCBI's taxonomy places the organism in Eukaryota, Metazoa, Cnidaria, Anthozoa, Scleractinia, Pocilloporidae. Gene Ontology annotation, molecular function: protein binding.
UCUCAGGGAAUUUUUUAGCAGUCGCUCUCUCAAACAUGGAGCGAGUUUUGUGGAAAACUUUCUUACUUUUUCUGUUCUCCCUGGUCCUAAAAUGUGGGGGAAUCUCGGAUGAGGCGGCUGGAAGACCGAGAACGCAGCAUUUGUUUGUACAGAGAAGCCAACCGCUGCCUGGCUCUGCGAAAAAGUUGUUGAAGAUUGAAUACGAAGAACCGUCUCGGUCCAAUGCGGAGGAGAAAAAACCGGAAUUUCUGCGUCGAGUUCGUCGAUCGGUAGAUCCCGACAUGAAACCCGUAGCUCAUGUGUUUAAGUUUAAUGACAGUCAUAACUGGGCCUAUGUGCAUUGGGCAGGAGAUCACAGGGAUACCAUAGUUGUGUUGACACGUGACCCACGCCCCAACGAACAGAGUAACAGUCAUGUGUGGAUAUCCAGAAAUUAUGGUCAAAGCUUUGUGAAUCGCACUGGCUCCUUUAGGACUCUAGAUAAUGGAUUUGCGCGCAUUGACAUGUUUUACCCCUCUCCUUUGGACAGAACAAGGUAUCUCUUUGUUGAUAGACAGCACAAGAUGAUCUACAGCUCAAUAGAUGACUGUCAAAGUAUUGUAAACAGUAGUGUAACAUUUGUUGCAGAUGACAUCACCUUUCACUCAACCAGAAGUGAUGUUGUCCUAGCUUAUGAUGCAUCAGCAAAGAAGCUCUACUACUCUGCUGAUUUUGGUUUCUCUUGGAACUUAAAAGAUGAGAAUGUUCUAUCUUACUUUUGGGGCAUUCUACCAUGGGACAAUCCCAACACCUUGUACAUUGAGCGGGAGGAGUUCACAGGUGGCUAUUCUAAUGUGGUGAAAACUGACUAUUUUUCCCACUUCUCGGCAUUGUUGAUAACACAAGUUGAGGACUUUGAAGUUAUUGAUAACUACAUGUUUGCCACACAAGUUAACACGUCGUCAGGACAUCGUGUCCUUACUCUAAUGGUUUCAGUGAAUCGAAGCAAUUUUCAUCCAGCGGUAAUUCCCACAGAUGCUCCAUCUCAGGAUUUCUAUGUUGCUGAUGCAUCUGAAAAUCAAGUUUUCCUAGCAGUCACUCACGAUCGUAGAACUACUCAUCUUUACACUUCGGACACAUCUGGCCUCAAGUACAGCUUGUCAUUGCAAAGGGUGCUAUAUUUCUCCCCAAACACCACCACAGCUUGGCUGAGGCGCUACAUAAGGUUCUCAUUUGUUGACCUUCACAAAGUGAAAGGCUUGAGAGGUGUGUAUAUCGCAAGUCAACUCACUGUUGGUGCAGUGGGUACUCGGCAUAUCCUGACCAAGAUAACCUUUGACAAGGGUGGACUGUGGCAGCCAGUUAGUGCUCCUAAAGUUGACAAUUAUGGAAAACCUUUAAAUUGCAGUCUGCCAAAUUGUUCGUUGCACUUGUCACAAAAAUUUGGCCAGUACUACCCUUACACCCGUUACUCUCCUAUGAGAUCAUGGAGCAAUGCCCCUGGCAUCAUAAUGGCAACAGGUACUUAUGGCACAAACUUGAGACUGAACAGCGACAUCUUCCUGUCAACAGAUGCAGGCUUGAACUGGCACAUGAUUCUGCAACGCCCCUUCUGGUUGUACAACCUGGGUGAUCAUGGUGGAAUUUUCAUUGCGGUUCGGAGAAAUACUUUAACAAACUUGAUUUACUACAGCUGGAAUGAGGGAGAGACCUGGUUAACUUAUAGAUUCUUAAACAACACCAGGUUGAGGGUGUAUGGUCUUCUGACGGAGCCUGGGGAACAGAGUGCAGAGUUUACAAUCUACGGUUCAUAUGCUGGGUAUCACAGAUGGGUUGUUGUUCAGAUUGACUUGAGAAAGGCACUCGGUUCUGCGUGCGUGAAAAAAGACUACAAAGAAUGGAUACCAACAGACGAACAGAGCGGGUCGUGUUUGUUAGGAAGGAAGAUGAUUUACGAGAGGCGCAUCUCUCAUGCUCACUGUUACAACGGCUACGAUUAUGACCGUCCAAUCACAACUCAGAAUUGUCCAUGCCAAAGAGAGGACUUUGAAUGUGAUGUGGGAUAUAUGCCUGCGUACAAUAACCCCAACAAUUGCCUAUUUGAUAAAAGCAGUGGCUUGUCUCCUACAAGCAUGCCAGCCUACUGCCCUGCUGGUAGUACUUGGCGCCGCACCAAAGGUUAUCGUAAGGUUGCCGGAGAUACCUGUUCAGGAGGAAUGGAGGAUCAAUUUUCUGCUGUCAUGGUCUCCUGCAGAAUAGGACCUCAACCGCAGUUUUUGCUCUACGCUGCACGAAGAUACAUCCGCAGAAUAACACUUGGCGACAAUAGAGAAACAACUGUUCCACUCGGACGUGGGCUGCAAAAUGCCAUCGCGUUGGACUAUGAUUACGCUCAAAACUGCAUCUAUUGGGCUGACAUCACCCUGGACACCAUCAAGCGCUCUUUUCUUAAUGGCUCUGGAAUAAUUGAAACACUGCAUGGUGGAAUUCGGCAGGUGGAAGGAAUUGCACUGGAUUGGCUUGCGGACAACAUUUACUGGAUAGAUGCUGUUGGAAAGAAGCUUGAAGUGUCUAGGGCAGAUGGGCGUUUCCGUAAAGUCAUCAUUAGCAGCAACCUUGACCGUCCAAGGGCCAUAGCCCUGGAUCCUGUGGCAGGGUAUAUGUAUUGGACUGACUGGGGUACUAGUGCUCGAAUAGAAAGGGCGUAUAUGUCGGGGUCGAGUCGUGCUGCGAUUGUAUCAUCUCGGCUGCAAUGGCCGAAUGGAAUAGCUAUUGAUUUCACCGCGCGACAGUUAUACUGGACUGACGCUGGUAUGGAUAAAAUCGAGAGAAGCAACUUGGAUGGAACCUACAGACAGGUGAUAACUAGCAGAGGACUUCCCCAUCCUUAUUCGAUUUCUGUGUUCAAAGAUUCAAUCUACUGGGAUGACUGGUCAACGCAGUCUAUUAAAAAAGCGAACAAACGAGAUGGCGGUGCUCGGCAGACCAUCAAAUCAGGUGUGCGUGGUCUUAUGGACGUGAAAGUUUUCCACGAAGAUGCACAGAUAGGCAACAACUCUUGCGGUCGGCUCAAACGCUGUAGUCACCUGUGCUUAGCAGUACCAAACAGCUAUGCUUGUGCAUGUCCCGAUAACAUGAGAACUGUGACAUCUUUGUCUGGAAUUGUGACGUGCGAAUGCCAACCUGGUGAAUAUAUGGAUAGUAACGGAGAGUGUGCGACAAGGAAUGGAACAUGUGCUUCCAAUGAGUUCAGUUGCGCCAACAGCAGAUGCAUCCCAUCCCAUUGGAAGUGUGACCAUGACAACGACUGUGGAGAUAAUUCUGAUGAACAGCACUGCCCAUAUGACACCUGUAGCUCGACACAGUUCACGUGUGACAAUGGCCGUUGUAUCUCGGCGUCAUGGAAGUGUGACCACGAUGAUGACUGCCAUGAUAAUUCUGAUGAGAAAAACUGCCGGUAUCCUACAUGUGGACCAGAUAAAUUUACAUGCGCCAACAGACGCUGCAUUCCAAAACGUUGGGUUUGCGAUUUUGACAACGAUUGCCGUGAUGGCUCUGAUGAACAAGGAUGUACGCCAGCACCAGUCACAACAGCACCACCUGUGUCCUGCCAUUCCUCUCAGUUCGCUUGCAACAAUGGCCGAUGUAUUCCUAUCAAUUGGAAAUGUGACGGAGAUCAAGACUGUGGUGACGGAUCCGACGAGCCGAGCAGCUGUUCGUCACACAGAACGUGCUCCCCAACACAGUUCCUUUGUACAAGUGGACUAUGCAUCCCUGGUUCAUGGAAAUGUGAUGGGGAUAAUGACUGUGGGGAUCGCUCUGAUGAACAAGGCUGUGCCAACUCUUCAACUCGUGCUCCCGUUACUACGGCACCUUGGACCCGACCUACCAAAUGCAGAAUUUGGGAAUGGCAGUGCCACAAUACAUACUGUGUUUACCAGUGGGAUGUCUGUGAUGGUGUUGAUGAUUGUGGAGACAAUUCAGAUGAGUGGUUCUGUGGUACAACUAGGCCCUUUGCGAAUACAACAACAUCACCAUCUAGGCCGUGCCAUUUCUGGGAAUUCACUUGUGAUAGUGGCGUUUGCAUCAACAAUGGAUAUAAGUGCAAUGGUCGAGACGAUUGCGGGGAUAACAGUGAUGAAAGAGGAUGUUCUGCUCAAGUGACAACAGUAGCGCCCACCACUAUCCCGGCAACUUGUCCAGAUGGUUGGCUUCAUUGCGGGCAAACCCAGUUUGUAAUCUGCAUCCAUCACACAUGGUUGUGUGAUGGAACGCCUAAUUGUCCACAGAGUUGGGAUGAAAAGCCAGAGAAUUGCCCAAGUACCACCAUAGUACCCAUUACUUGUCCAAGUAACCAAUAUCAAUGUACCAAUGGCCUUUGUAUCGAUCGCGCGUUUGUGUGUGAUGGAAACAAUCAGUGUGGUGAUGGUUCAGAUGAGGUCGGCUGUGAGCUGUCGUGCUACACUCUGUGCCCGUGUCAGGGAGCUGGCAACAAGAGGAAACUCCGAAUGUCAACUAUCAUGUUGUCAACUCUCUACAGCCGUGUUCAGAAUAUGAAUUCAAGGUUCAGCUGAUUGUGGGGGGAGUUCAACCAGGGCCAUACUCUUCUACCGUGAAGGCAACAACUACAUCUGCCAGUGAAAGCGUUCAACGGAGAUAAGGGAAGUGAUAGUGAUGGUGAUUGGUCCGAAGUACAACGUGUGUUCAUUCCAGCUACGAUUAAAAAACCGACUGCAUCAGUAACAAAUCCCCGUUACACGUUUGUUAAUGACACUGCAGUGACACUGGCAUGGGGAAGUCCAGCCUCAUCUGGUGGAACUACACUUCCUCCGAAGGGGUAUAAAGUGUAUGAGUUGACCACCGAUGGCAAAAUUCUCCUUGUUACGACGACUCAACAUAAUUACACCGUUUAUUCGCUGUUCUCGCAAACCUCCUAUUCAUUUGUUAUAAAACCAUACAAUGAGGCUGGCGAAGGACCCCCUGCUUCAAUAGACGUAAUAACUCGCGGAGGGGACCCUCCUACGAAUGUAAAGGCGACUCCCUUCAACGACUCAACCAUUAUACUUUCUUGGAGUGCGCCAAGGAGACACAGUCAGGGUGUGAGAUAUUAUAUCUUCUACGGACGGCGGAUAGACGGAGUCAGCUCACGGCCUGUGGGCUCCACAACGACCCGUAGUUACACAGUGAACAACUUGCAGCAGGAAAUUGUCUAUGUGUUUGAGGUUUCGGUGGGCUAUUCAGGAAAGCGCAGUGAAACAGCCAUUUCUCAAACGAAAACAAACGCUGUCCACAGUCUACGAGCUCACCUCGUUAACUCUAGUAGUGUAGUUCUUACAUGGGAGAAACCAAUGGAUGCUCAUAGUAUUACUGUAUACCAAGUAAAGAGGACGUACACAGCUGCCUCUGGUGAAACUAGAACCGCAACUCCAGUCACCGAAAAAACUCUUAAAGUAUUCAGAUACCUCCCCUUUGAUACCAUCAUCACUUUCGAAGUGCAAGUUAAAUAUGGUGAUCAACUUGGCACGGGGAUUACCACUACCAAAAAAACUAACCCAUUCACGGCACCUGUGAGACCAUUAAGGGUGCGGAUCGUAAACAACGCUGCUGAACUGUCCUGGUCUGCGCCGAGAACGAUCAGUAAUACUGAUUUAAGGCAUUACCAGGUGAACUGGACAUGCUCUUCGUGUUUUAAGAAGCAUGAUUCAAUACUGGUUUCUAAAACUAAAUACACAUUUAAGAAUUUGGAACACUCCAGAACAUACAAUUUCUCUGUAAAAGCAAUGACGACUAAAUUUGGUUCUGGGGAGGCCUCGACUGUGACGGCCACAAUAACCGAUAACUUUGGUGCAGUUGGCAGUUUGAGUCAGUCACUCUCAGAAAACAAUUUGACGCUUCAUUGGGAUAUGCCAACUGACGUGGAAAAGGGAGAUGUUCAGAUCUAUCAAAUUAGCUGGUGUCAAGAAGAGCAGUACUACUAUUGCUGGGAACGUAACACUAUUAAUUCCACGGGCAAUGCAACUCACUUCACGAUGCAGGUGCUUUCUGGCUAUACGUACAACUUUUAUGUUCAAGCUUACACAGCUUAUGGAGUAGGGAGAGAGUCCAGCAUUCAAGUCAUAGUGCCGCCUCUUGCUCUGGCAGUGUCGUAUGGUUAUGGGCGGGCGACGGGAGGCAACUAUGGAUUAGAAGUUUCUUUGCACUGGUGGAGGUCCCAUAGUUAUGUAGACAACACCCAAUAUGAAGUAGAAUGGCGCUGCUUAUCAGGAACAGGAAGUGGGUACUGUUUUUGGUACAAUCGGUAUAGAUGGAACAGCAUUGUUGUAAAUGCAACCUCCGCACUCCUGAAUAUGACAUCUUAUGGAGUUACUUUCAUGUUUAAAAUCACGCCAACCAUCCCUUCACGAGGCAGAGGAAAGUCCUAUCGUUUUGUUGUCAAUAUGCCUGAUUUCAAUGCAUCCAUUGGCAAUUUUACCUGUUGGGCUGAAUACUUGUCAAAUGGUACUCGUCUCAAGUGUCACUGGUCCCAACCCAAAGGCUUCGAUAUAUCUAAAUUUUAUCACUACGACUUCAAAUACAGGUGUGACGAUUGUCUUGGGGGACAUGACAUCUACAGAUCAAUCAGAUCUAUUAAUCAAACCUCAAUCAUCAUAGAUGUGGAUAGAGGUCAACGAUACACACUUUGGAACAAAGCCCACGCAGCUUAUGGAUUUGGAACUCAAGCCCAGACCACGGUUCUUAUUAAGUCUAAAUUAGGACCUGUGACAAGUCUGAAAGCUGUAAUUGAUCCAAAGGAGAAGGACCGUGUGCAUUUGUCGUGGAAAGCCCCAGCCCACUCGUCCAUUAAGUCUUACAUCGUGGUCAUUGAAUGUCCGGAUUGCGCAUCAUUUAAAACAGACCCAGUAGUGAGGGAAGAGACCAACUUCACCCAAAUCCUCCCCUGUGGAAACUCGUACAAGUUCACCGUUAGAGGAGUUACCAAGGACAGUAAGCGAACCCAGGAGAGCACUCAAACGCUGAGCCUUCCAGCACCUGUUGGAAAAGUAACAAACUUUACAGUCAAGCCUAAACCAUUCAAACCUGAUGAUAUUCUCGGUGACGAGAAGGAAUGUUCUGUAAUUAGGUGGGGCCCCCCUCAGGAAAAGGAGCCUUCUAGCGCAGAGUGGAAUGGCUAUGAAAUUGUGGUGAGGACGAUAGAUUCCCCAAAAAAUAUCUUAUAUUUCACGAAUACGUCAAAGGAGACUCAGGAAUUUACUUUGUGUGUUACUGAGCGCAAUGAAUUGCAAGCUGGAAAGGAAUAUUUUUUCGAAAUUCGUGUCACUGUUCCCUGUGGCUUUGGUGAAAGAGCUAGAGUGAUUGCUCGCUUCGCCAGUGUUUUGGGUGAGUAUUGCUUCCUUUCGUUUUGUUACAUCGUCACUAUGCCUUAAUUUUAAUCAGGCUCUGAAAUCAACUAUCUUGUUUACUUCCUUGUUUUCAACCAAGUAGGAUCGUCUGAAAUUCAUUUGGGAGGUUACAAUUGUCCUUUGCAUACAUGAUUCAAUGUACUUAACUGCUUUCGACA